Molecule: messenger RNA, 3928 nt
Organism: Argiope bruennichi
Lineage: Eukaryota; Metazoa; Arthropoda; Arachnida; Araneae; Araneidae
Product: low-density lipoprotein receptor-related protein 8-like
Exons: 20
Coding region: 36-2867 (943 amino acids)
Molecular function (GO): calcium ion binding; protein binding
Source: RefSeq, a predicted model, not a curated record
GUUUCCACCAACAUUUAGAUUCGAGUAUUGAAGGGAUGCAGAUCCUUCAUCGAAUAAACCCAGCGUUCAAAACCAAAAAUUGCGAAAUGUUCGUCCGUCCUGUUCAAAUUUCUUUAAGUUUCCUUAUCGUAUUUAUUUCACUUGUACAGUUAAUUGAUGCUCAUUGUCCAUCUCAUCAGUUUGAAUGUGGUAAUGGCAGGUGUAUUCCUAUAACUUGGCAUUGCGAUGAAGACAAUGAUUGUGGUGACAACACAGACGAAUCAAGUUGUGAACUUCGUACGUGUUCCGAAACUGAACACAAGUGCCGUAAUUCCAAGUGCGUGCCUGUCAGGUGGCUGUGCGAUAAUGAAGACGAUUGCGGCGACAAGAGUGAUGAAGAUCCAAAAUUGUGUCAAAAUAAGACAUGUGCUCCUGACCAAUUCAGUUGUGGGAGCUCUUCAGGGCUCUGCAUUCCGGUCACUUGGAGGUGCGAUGGCCAGCAGGACUGCGCUGAUGGAUCCGAUGAAAAAGAUGAAUGUCGUCAAAUAACGUGCACAGAAGAGGAAUUUACAUGUGAUAACAAUAAGUGCAUCACUCAUCGCUGGGUCUGCGAUCAAGAUAACGAUUGCGGUGACUUCAGUGACGAGAAAAAUUGCCCCAAUGUAACCUGCUCUUCGUCCGAGUUCAUGUGCGUGAACGGUAAAUGCAUUCCGGAACGCUGGCGCUGUGACGGGGAUGUGGACUGUUUGGAUGGUUCGGACGAAUUGACCUGUCCGAAGCAAACUUUGCGCUCCCCUUGCAGAUCCAAUGAGUUCAUGUGCAGGUCCAGAGAUUGCAUUCACCUCGAUUGGGUGUGUGAUGGCGAUGCCGAUUGCUCCGACAGAUCAGAUGAGCAAAAUUGCACUAUUACUUGCCGUAAUGAUCAAUUCCACUGUAAAAACAAUCACUGCAUUGCGGGCACGUUACAGUGUGAUGGGAAAAAAGAUUGCACCGAUGGUUCUGAUGAACUAGAUUGCCUUUCUUUGCUUCCUCAGGCUUGUGAUCUUGCUACUCAAUUUGAUUGUGGUGAAAAGCACUGUGUUGCUUUAGAGCUUGUAUGCAAUGGGAAGAAUGACUGUGGAGAAUGGGAGGACGAACCUCAUGGAAAAUGUUUCAUCAAUGAGUGCAAUAUAAAUAAUGGAGGCUGUUCUCAAAAAUGUGUAGAUGACAUAGUUGGUUUCCACUGUGAUUGUUUUAGUGGUUACAAACUGUCAGAUAACCAGACAUGUGAAGACAUUGAUGAGUGCGAGAUUCAUGGAACCUGCUCUCAAUUAUGUAACAACACAAAGGGAAGUUUCAAAUGUUCCUGUCUGGAAGGCUACAGUAUUGAACCAUCAAAUCAUAGAAGAUGUAAAGCACAGCAGGGGCAUGCAUCGUUGUUAUUCUCUAAUCGCCGUGACUUGCGGAAAAUUGAUCUAGAAACGUCUGAAUAUACUUUAGUUGCAAGUGGGCUUCGAAGUGCUGUAGCUAUUGAUUAUGAUUAUGCGAAGAAAAUUGUUGUGUGGACAGAUGUUUUGGAAGGAAAAGUAUACAGUGCACCUUUACGGACCGGUGAACCUGUCACAGAAGUGGCUGAUUCUGGAAUUGUGACGCCUGAUGGUUUAGCUGUUGACUGGAUUCAUGAAUUAGUGUAUUGGACAGAUACUGGGAUUGAUGCUAUCAAUGUGGUACAAAUAAAUGGAGAUAGGAGAACUUUAUUCAAGAAAAAUCUUGAUGAGCCUCGAGCUAUUGUUGUCAAUCCAUUAGAAGGAUGGAUGUUUUGGGCUGAUUGGGGUGUUGCUAAAAUUGAACGUGCUGGUAUGGAUGGUACUCAUAGAAGUGUCAUUAUUUCCAAAGAUAUUCAAUGGCCAAAUGGUCUAGCUUUAGAUUUGGUGUCUCGUAAGAUCUUUUGGGCUGAUGCUAAGCUACACAUUAUUAGUUGUGCUGACUUUGAUGGAUCAAAUCAAAAUGUUAUUUUAUCUUCUGCAUCUGAAGUCAAGCAUCCUUUCUCAUUAGAUGUUUUUGAAGAUUGGUUGUAUUGGACUGACUGGGAGUCAGAGGCUAUUUUGAAAGUAGACAAAUUUACAGGGAAAAGUCUUCGAAUGGUUGGUUCUGGUAUUUCUUCACCGAUGGGAGUGCGAGUAUUUCAUCCUUACAAACAGCCUAAAGGCCCUAAUCGUUGUGGUGACAUGAAUGGUGGUUGCUCUCACAUGUGUCUUCCAGCUCCUCACCUGUCAGAUGGAUCUUCCAAAUACACCUGUGCCUGCCCCAAUGGCAUGGUGCUUUCUGAUAAUGGACUGAAUUGCUUAUCUCUGGAUCCUCCUGUUACAAAAAUAACUUCUCCUGAGAUAUCUUCUACAACAAGAAAUAAUCGAAUGACUACACCACCUACUAAAACUGCUCAUCCAUUGCCAUCAUCAACCACUUUCAUGUCUUCAUCAUCACCCUCGACUACUACUCAGUUUUCUACUAGAAGUGCUUCAUCUGAAACAACUUCCUCCCCUGAAAACUCAUCGAGCACUACUAAUUCAGUGUCUGGGUUUGACAUCACUCCAGAAUCAGCUCAGCAAUCUAGUUUCGUAAAUGAAACCUUACGAGAAUUGCAAGAAGUGAUUGAUGAUUCUGGUAGAAUUGCUGGCAUAAUAAUUGGAGUGCUGAGUGGACUAACACUGGUGUUAGCUGUGGUUGGUUUUUGUAUUUACAAGCAAUAUCUAAGAAGAAAUAUUACUAGCAUGAACUUUGAUAAUCCUGUGUACAGGAAAACUACUGAAGACCAAUUCAGCCUAGAAAAGAAUCAGUAUCAACCAGCUAGGUCUUACCCAUCAAGUUUGGAACCAUUGACAUCCCCUGGAACGAAUGAAUUUGUAUAGUAGGGAGGAAAUCCAUUUGCUUAUUAUUGUUUUAUUUCUCCCGAAACUUCAAUGUAUAUGAAUGGUUGUAAAUAAUGGACUUUUAAGUACUAUUCAGUGAGACUUGUAUAUUAUUCACAUAUUAUUUUGUUGGCGAAUUGUGUGUAUGAGAGCUAUAAGUACGAGUGAAAAUGUUCAUUUUUAUUUUGGAUCCAAGACGUUUUGUGAAUACAUGUUUUGUGUUAUUUAUUCAUUCUAGUUUUGUGUGUUUUUAAAUAUCUUGUAAAAACUAACCUUUCUUCAAGCACCAAUGCAGUAAUCCAUUUUAUCAUGUGAGUUUUUUUUUUUUUUAAUGGUGUAGUGAAGGAAGGAGCAGAAAAUGGUAUUGAUCCUAUCAAAUAAUUAAUGUCCCUUGUACAACUAAUGAAACGAAAAGCAGGUUGUUGGGUAAAGGAAAAUCGAAGAAUGUUUAAACUGUGCUUGUAGAAAGAUAGCAGCAGAUGACUGCUUACAGCAACUUGACAAAAUAAAUUUUUCCUCAUUCUUUUAAAAAUUAGCAUCUUAAAUGGUGUCAGGGAAACAAAAAAUUAUUGCAUUUUAUGUCCCUUCGGAAGGGAAAUUAUAAUGAGAAAAUGAAAAAUAAUACGAUGCCUAAAGUACCAUUUACAUUAGCUAAAUUACUGAAGACAGACUUAAUAGGCACACGUACAAAAAAAAAUGUAAUAAGCCCUUGCUAUACCAUUGUUUCUUUCCUAAAAAAAUGUGAUAUUGAGGGAUUUUUUUUUAUUUCAUUUGUAUAAAAACUUAUAUGUUACUCUAGAAAACCAUUUUAACUUGUAAAUAUGCCAAUAGAGCAUACUUUUUAAUUAAUUCUCCUAAAAUUACUAAUAUUACGAUUCAACUACUUGAAAGUUAUUAAAAAUUGUUACAUAGUGAAUUUAAUUCUAUUUUAUUGUGUUUUUAAUAUUUUACUUCUUAAUGAUGUGUGUAUUAUAUGAUUUUUGAUUUUGUAUGCCAAGCUGUUUUUUUAUUGGUGUGAUACCUUUGAAUUUUAUUAAUAGAAGCAUUUAUCUUGUAUUUUU